Molecule: messenger RNA, 423 nt
Organism: Malaya genurostris
Lineage: Eukaryota; Metazoa; Arthropoda; Insecta; Diptera; Culicidae
Exons: 4
Coding region: 1-423 (140 amino acids)
Source: RefSeq, a predicted model, not a curated record
AUGGAUAUACUACCGAGCGGAAACAUCUUUCGAGAGCUGCAGAUCAUCCACGACACCGGAUGUUUCUCGUCGGAAUCCUCGAUCGAGGACCAAUGGCAACAGACCAAACCUCGAACCACGAACGCGAAACGGGCACCAAAGGGAGAGGGAACGGUGGAACGGGGGUCUCUUCUGCUGAAAGUUGGAUUGAAUUAUUCUAUUAAGAUGACCGUCGUCUCUGGUCGUCGCCAGUCGUCAUCAUCGUCGUCGUCGUCGUCGUCGUCGGCGGCGACGUCAUCUUCGUUGUAUUUGUCGUCUUCUUCGGGUGACUUGACUAAAACUUGUACAAUUGGACUUGAUGAUUGUGGGAGCAACUGGCAGCACCAGCGCAAGGAGAGCAAGCGCUGCCUAAUGCUGCUGGUUGAAGCUCACAAUGCCGUUUAA